This is a messenger RNA of Hipposideros armiger (great roundleaf bat), 2132 nucleotides long. It is a transcript of the gene UBLCP1, whose product is annotated as ubiquitin like domain containing CTD phosphatase 1. Gene Ontology annotation, molecular function: protein binding; protein serine/threonine phosphatase activity. Gene Ontology annotation, biological process: protein dephosphorylation; regulation of proteasome assembly. The coding region runs from base 148 to 996 and encodes 282 amino acids. Gene Ontology annotation, cellular component: nucleus. The record is from RefSeq and is a predicted model, not a curated record. Lineage: Eukaryota; Metazoa; Chordata; Mammalia; Chiroptera; Hipposideridae. The transcript is spliced from 9 exons.
CCGGUUCAUCAGCCGGUUCCGGCCCUUGCUUUCCACUUCCGGUCGCCUUCCGUUCCGCUGCGGCGGGUGCUACGUCCCCUGCUCCCGGUUCCGCCGUGCUCCAGGUAUUUUUUCAGAACAAAAGCUGCCUCAACAUAUGUUUCAAGGAUGGCUCUCCCUAUCAUCGUAAAAUGGGGUGGACAGGAAUAUUCAGUGACCACGCUUUCAGAAGAUGAUACAGUGCUGGAUCUCAAACAAUUUCUCAAGACCCUUACGGGAGUGCUACCAGAACGACAGAAAUUACUUGGACUUAAAGUUAAAGGCAAACCUGCAGAAAAUGAUGUUAAGCUUGGAGCUCUCAAACUGAAACCAAAUACUAAAAUCAUGAUGAUGGGAACUCGUGAGGAGAGCUUGGAAGAUGUCUUAGGUCCACCUCCUGACAAUGAUGAUGUUGUCAAUGACUUUGAUAUUGAAGAUGAAGUGGUUGAAGUAGAAAAUAGGGAAGAAAACCUACUGAAAAUUUCUCGCAGAGUAAAAGAGUACAAAGUGGAAAUUUUGAAUCCUCCCAGGGAAGGGAAAAAGCUUUUGGUACUAGAUGUGGAUUAUACAUUAUUUGACCAUAGGUCUUGUGCAGAGACGGGGGUAGAAUUAAUGCGGCCAUAUCUUCAUGAAUUCCUAACAUCUGCAUAUGAGGAUUAUGACAUCGUUAUUUGGUCUGCAACAAAUAUGAAGUGGAUUGAAGCUAAAAUGAAAGAGCUGGGAGUCAGCACAAAUGCAAAUUACAAGAUUACCUUCAUGUUGGACAGUGCUGCUAUGAUAACAGUGCAUACGCCAAGGAGAGGAUUAAUAGAUGUAAAGCCUCUUGGUGUCAUAUGGGGAAAGUUUUCGGAGUUUUACAGCAAAAAAAACACCAUUAUGUUUGAUGACAUAGGAAGAAAUUUUCUAAUGAACCCACAGAAUGGACUAAAGGUAAGAUAUAAUUUUAUUUGCUAUGCUCACAUAAUCUGGAAUAUGUAGUAUAACUUUAGCACUGUUGAAUUUCAUAAGUUUUGGAAGUACUGUGUUUAUGGUCACAGGCAACAAAAGCUUAAGUAUUUAGAAAAAUUUAUAUAAAAUUGAACUCUUAUCUCCUUGGUUAGCCAACUCAUCCAGGUGCUUUAUUUUUAAUUAGCUCUAUGGAGCAGCACAAGCUUAUUGACGGUUGACUUUUACCAUCAAAAGUGAAAGCAGACAUUUUAUUAGGGAUACAAACCUUGGAAUUUCUGAUAUUCUUGUCAGCUGGAAAGCUGGCAGUAAGGUUUUUUUUUUGUUGUUUUAAACUAAAACUAAGAAAAGGUUUUUGAAAAUUCAUACAAAGUAAGUAGAGAGCUCAGAAUUAUAAAAUGCCAGAGCCAGAAGGACGCUCAGUCACCUUGUCUCCCUUCUUAACGUGACAGAAAUAGUCUGAAGAUCAAAAAGUCCAAAAUCGUGUAUGUAAGUGGUUAAUGAUAGAAUUAGAGUUCAAAUCUAAGAGACUUGGUUCCUAGGCCAAUGAUGAUCUUAGCAUGAAAUCACUUGCAGUCUUGUGUGGGUGUGAGACUGACAUUUAUUCCUGGGAGCAUUGUAAAAAUGGUAAGAGAGAAAUCUGAAACUUAAGAUUUCUGGUACCUGUAUUUACCAUGUCGUUGGGCACAAUAUGAAGAUGGAAAAGAUAGCUCUGUAUUAUAGCACUAAGGCAAAUGGGGUCUCCAUCUGAAGUGGAAAUCCGGAUGUUAAGACAUUUUUAUUCUCAGACCUGAACUUUUUCACAAGCUGGGUUCUUGAUAACUUUAAAAGAUGAGAGCAACACUUGAAGAAGGUACAUUUUUGAAGCUUUCCUUACCGUUGAUGUGGUCUUUGGUGUACAAUGAAGGUAGCUUAGGCACAGAAUGCUAAUCUAAGCAGUGAAUUGCCACAAGUGUAAAAGGCGUUGACUUGAAACCCCUUGGGGUAGAUUGGUGGUUAUGUCACCCUUUACAAAUGAUUUCUGUUUGAGGCUUUGGAAGAAAUGCUUUUCCUAAGUGUGGUUUACCACGUAUAAGGCACACAAAUAACUUCUUCAUUCUAGAAAAAAGAUUCGGUAGAUUUAAACUGAAUUCUCUAUGAAACUAAUGAUUAUUACCUGUACUGGAAAG